AGUAUCUCUCCAUUUAUUCUAAAAGGAAACAAUGAUCAAAUAUUAUGAUAGUGAUUGAGCUAAAUGCUGAAAUCAUACCGAAGUUCUAGCAUAUUCGGAAAUUUCACCUCCUCCUGAUAGGAAAUGUAAAUGUUAGUUUGUCGCCACCUGGUGUUUGCAUCCAUAAAUUGUUGAGAAAGGCUUCACCAAAAACCAAAUGCGAUGUCCAGCAAAUACCAGCGAGUACAGUAAAUACAGCAUGUUACACACACAGUUGCACACAGCUUUACUGACACAAAUCUUACUUUAGACAAAGCCCCGGAUCAACCCUAUCUGGAUUAGUUAAACUCUGCGGUUAUUACUCGUGACAAUUAGUUUUGAUGCUGUCAUUUGCAACAAUAAUAUUCCUCCGCACAUUUUUUCUAAUCUAAAACGAACACCACCCAUAAAUCCAGCACAAACACCAUUUGGUUGCAGCUGUUGUGAUCGACCGUCCCCUGCAUCCUUUGAAUGGUACGGUCCGUUGCCUAGGUGCUCGUAGAAGCCAAUUCACUCCACCACGCCUGUCCUCAGCGUUUGGCUCUCCUGUCGCUUUUACCUUUUGCAAGGGGAUGUCAAGGGCAGGAGACGUUGUCAUGGAUGAAUUUCAGCAACAAUGGGAGUGACGAAGUUUGAAGAUCGACUGAGUUGUAUUCUGUGAGAUGCUAGGCUAAAUUGUUGUUUGGAAUCAGUCACUUUCACCACUGAGGAAAAAGGUCAUCACUCACAGAUGCAGCUUCAUCCAGCUUAAUGCAUGACCAUGGAUCAUGAAGAGGUGCUGACGGAGCUCGACCAGAUUUCUAUGCGACUUCAGGAGGAUGGUUUGCCUCCAGCAGCCAGUCCCGAGGAGCGGCAGCGCCACCUGUGGCAGCAGCUGCUCAACAGUGAGGCAAAGCUUCAGUCAGCCACCCAGGAGCUGCAGACCGUACGUACCCAGCAGGCCAAUGAGAUGAAGGAGGUGGAGAGCUAUGUUGCACAUAUUCGUGGGCUGCUGCAACAGCGUGAGUGUCUGACUGCGGGCUAUGAGAGAGACAAUGAACAACUGCGACAAGAGCUUCACCACAUCAGACAACAGCAAGAGAGCCAGAGCAAGGAGCUGGCGGAGAUGUUGGCCCAAGAGGACCUUGGGGAGAUGGGCUUGAGCAGCCCCAGUGAACAGGUGGCUUACUUGCUGGUGGAGAGGGCCACACUGCUGGAGAGGCUGGAAGCUGCUGAGAGGAGACUUGACAGUCAGAGCCUCCCUGACAACUUAAGGGAGGUCCACCUCCAGGCCCACAGCGAGGAGAUUUCUCUCGAGCGAAAUGAGCGCCAAAGGCUGGAGCGGGACUUGGAAGAGGCGUCAAGCAGGCUGGCGAUGGCUCAUCAGGAUAUCCGAAGACUCAACAAUGAGCUGGAUGUUGCCAAAAACAACAACUUUGACUCAAGUGGAUCAGAGCUUCAGGGAACGGUCCAUGAAGUAGAGAACCUGAGGAAGGAAGUGGACAAACUGAAACACUGUGAUAUGAUGAAGCUGCAGAGAGCCAAAGAGCAAAAUGACAGACUGGAUGCUGAGAAUAGAGCUCUGAGGGAGAGAGUGCGCCUUUUAGAGUCUGAGAAGAACAAUCUCCGUGACCAGUUGGCAAGAAAUGAUACAGACCAAGAUGUUGCAGCCAAAGAGGAUCCAAAGGACAAAAGCAUUAACAGUGAUCCACAAAGCCAUCUGUCAGCUACAGAAAAGGAUCUCAUUCACAAACGGUGUCGUGCGGCCAUGGAAGACAGGCUUGUACAGGUGAAGGAGCUGGAAAGGCAACUUCUGAGGCUACGCAAGGAACAGGAGGAGCUGGAAGAGAGGAACGAGGAGCUGGAGUCCCUGCUGGGGGAGACCCAGAAUGCUAGCAAGGAGGAGAGGCAUCGCCAUGAGGGAGAACUGGAGGGACUGCACAGGAAGAUCAAAAGCCUGGAGGGAGAGCUGAAGAAGCAGGAUACCCAGGAAAAACUGUUAAAGAACGGAGAAGAGGUCAAAGCCAAUGAGUCCUACUUACAGCUGCACUUAAGGGACAGCAGCCAGGAGAGGUUGGCUCUGCUAGAAGCUCGUCUGACUGAGGAAAAGGACUGGAGGAAACAGCUGGAGGUGGACCUCAGUGCUGCCCAGGCCGCACUUAAAAAAGACAAGGAGGCUUUGCAGAUAGGCGAGCGAGAGCUGAAGAAGCUGAGACUCGAGGUCAACAGCCUUCAGACUGAAUGCCAACAAGGGAAAACACUCAUCAAGAGCCUCAACCAAGUCAAGGGGGAAAAAGCCAUUCUGGAGGAAAAGGUAGCCCAGAUGGAGCGCGCCCACCGCCGACUCCAGAGUGAGGCAGAGCACUACAAGGACAGUAACCAGACCCAGGAGGACCUGCGGGAAAACCGGUUGCAGGUUGACCAGCUGCAGGAGCAGGCUGACCGGCUAACCAUGGAACUCAGCAGCCUCCAGACAGCACACAACAGACUGAGGGAUGAAAUGGUUUCUGAGCGGCUGCAGACUGCUGAGCUCCAGGCCAAACUGAGCAACAGUCUCCAGGAGAAACUGGCGGCUGAGGAGGAAAGAGAGAGACUGGAGCUCGAGGUACAGCGCCUCAAGGGGCAGAUCCAGUGGCAUCAAGAGCAGCUCUCCUUGACAAAGGAAGCACUUAGUAACAACCAGAAAUCUGAAUUGCUCACAACUCACAUAGAGUGUAGGCUUAGUCCAGUGGAGAGGACUAAGGAUGAGUGCCUGGAUCAGCUUUCAUGUCUGAAGCAGGAGCUGAAUCAUCUGCAGACCAAGCUGGGGGAGGAGCGGCAGCUGGCCUCUCAGCACCAACUGGCUCUGCAGGCUCAGAUCAAUGAAGCCCAGGCACGAAUCAAGUCCCAGGACUUAGUGAUGAGCCAGAAGUCAGAGGAGGCUAAACAGACGAAACAGGACCUGCAGAGGGCACAGAGUCUGUUCACCUCAGCAGAGAGAGAGUUGCGCUAUGAGAAGGAGAAGAACAUGGACCUGAAGAGACACAACACCCUGCUGGACCAGGAAAAAAUGAAACUUUGUGCAGAGCUGAAGCAGGUUCAGACCAAGCUGGUCCAGUUGGAGCAGAGCGUCCACACUCAGGCGGCUGAUUCUGAACGUCAGCAGCAAAGAAUCAGGGAACUGGAGCUGGAACUGGCACGCAACUCCACAAACCGCAGCACCACCACCAGUCUGCAGGAGGACCUGCAGGCCGAGAGGGCACGGCUCAUUGCUGCUGACAAGAAGGUGUUGGAGCUGCAGCAGCAGCUUAAGAGUGCCCAGCACCAGCUGCGCAUGGAGGAAGCUCGGGCUGGUGAGAGCAGUCGCCUCGAGAGGGACAGCAGGGAUCUGUCUGACACCUUGUCAGCCCUGAGAGCCCAGCAGCAGGAGGAGCACAUCACCAGGAAGCUGAUAGAGCAGCGUGAGGAAGAGCUGCAGCAGCAGGUGCGCUCCCUCAGGCUGAAGGAGGCGUCCCUGACCAGGACAAAUGCAGAGCUCAGCCACCGUGUCCAGCAGCUGGACACCCGUCUAUCCAUCCUGGAGGCUGAACUUAACAAGGCCAGAGAGGAGGCGAGAGACGGUCAGACGUCGAGCCACAGACUGAAAGAGGAGCUGGCGGCCAGUCAGCAGGAAUAUGACAGACUGCAGGCCGAGCUGCAGCAGGUUCUCUUCCAACUGGACACACACGUCAGGAAGUACAAUGAAAAGCAGAGUCAGCACAAGACAAAGCUGCGUCAGGCCAAGCAGGUCUUUCUCAAGGCCACUACACAAAGGGACAGCACCAUCCAGAGACUGGAGAACGACCUGGCGCUGGCCUCCAGCCUCUCACACAAGGAGAAGGAGAGGAUCCACAAAGUGGUGGAGGAAAACGAGAAGAUUUUGGAGGAGAAGAGGGUGCUGUUGCUGAAGAUAAGUGAGGCAGAGGAAAUGGGCAGCAACGGCAUGAGGGCCGCGUCCACAGCCCAACACAGGGUCAAUGUUUUAGAAGUGGAAAACAGACAACUACAGGAUCGAACCCUGAAGCUGUCCAAUCAAGUCAGUUCCUUAGAGCGCGCCCUGAGGAACGUCCAGUCAUUUUACAGCCUGGAGAAUGCCAAGAAAGUGCUCCCCUCUGAAAGUCUCUGUGACGGCAUCCUGCACACAUCUACGUUAAGUCUGACGUCAGGUUCGUGUGACCCACUGGACAUCCUGGACGCAAUCUGCCGUAUGAAGGUUGGCGAGCGUGCGGUGGUGGACGGCACUCGAGCAUCUGUCUCCACACAUCAGCCAUCAGAGCAGGGCUACCUGAAUCUCACCUCCCCAUUAGUUCCUCCACACACCAAAGGCACAGAGGGGAACGCUAAUAACAGUGAUAAGCUGGACCAACCUGGUGUGCUGCUGCAGGUGUGACAGCUGACGGAACGAGUUCUCGCAGUAGGAGCAGUGGUAGGGUUUGAUCCCCAG
This is a messenger RNA of Thunnus maccoyii (southern bluefin tuna), 4459 nucleotides long. Its product is annotated as coiled-coil domain-containing protein 30-like. Bases 773 to 4405 code for a protein of 1210 amino acids. NCBI's taxonomy places the organism in Eukaryota, Metazoa, Chordata, Actinopteri, Scombriformes, Scombridae. The transcript has 27 exons. The record is from RefSeq and is a predicted model, not a curated record.